AAAAAAAUUUAAAUUAAAAAAAAAAUUAACAUAAUUCAUUGCAUAUCCACCAUCUGACAAAUAGUGCAUUUAUGACAACAUACAGAAUCACCUUGCACCAAGAAUGAAGUCAUAAAGUUCCCAACAUGUGAAACACUUUGCUGAUUGGUCCAUGUGUACUAAUAUAUUUGCUCAAAUUAGCCCUAAAAUAAAGUAUUUAACACAAUCAAUUAAUCUGAGUAAAAAUCUUAUUUUCCUUGUACAUGCAUACAUAUAUCUCCACUAACACAAACUAAUAUACGGGCCCGCGUUCGAUUUUUUUUUUUAAUUUAAUUUUAAAAAAAAAAAAAAAAAAAAAAACCCUUCUUUAAAUUCACCCCCUUGACACACUUUGAUUCACAGACAAAGAGAGAACACACAUUAAAAGGGAAAAAGAAAAAUUUCUUAGUACUCUGUAAGAAAAAUGUUCUCUACACUAUCUCACAUCUUCUUCAAGAAACAAACUUUUUCCUUUCUUGGAUUAAUUUUCUGUCUAAGUUUCAUGAUUAACAAGGAGCAUCUUUGUUCAUCUAACCACCCUUUUCUCACCCCACUAACCGUAAAUUCAUCGUUGGCUAAUAUGAAAUUCGACGGUCGUUUAUCGUUCACGAACGUCGAGCAUGCAGCAAACGACUUUGGCAAUAGACACCAUCUAAUGCCGUCGGCCGUUUUGAACCCUAAAUCAAUUUCCGAUAUUUCUUCCAUCGUAAAAUAUGUUUUCGAUUUAGGCCUAGAUUCUGAACUCACGGUGGCCGCUAGGGGCCACGGGCACUCUUUAGAAGGCCAAGCACAGGCUUAUAAAGGUGUUGUAAUAAAAAUGGAAUCUUUAAGGGUACCUGAGAUGAGUUUUCAGACAGGCAAACGGCCCUAUGUAGACGUCUCGGCUGGCGAGCUUUGGAUAAAUAUUCUGCAUGAGAGUGUUAAAAAGGGUUUAGCGCCUAAAUCUUGGACCGACUAUCUUCACCUCACAGUCGGCGGGACUUUAUCGAACGCUGGAAUUAGCGGGCAAGCUUUCCGACAUGGCCCGCAGAUUAAUAAUGUCUACCGAUUACAAGUUGUCACUGGCAGAGGAGAAGUGGCGACUUGUUCGGAGGAGCAGAACAGCGAUCUGUUUCAUGCUGUUCUUGGAGGAUUAGGACAGUUUGGAAUCAUUACACAGGCUAGAAUCGCCUUAGAACCUGCCCCGAAAAUGGUUAAAUGGAUCAGAGCACUUUACGCAGACUUUUCGACAUUCGCCGAGGAUCAAGAGCGAAUAAUAUCUUCCGCAAAUUCAUUCGAUUAUGUAGAAGGGUUCGUCAUUAUAAACAGAACUGGCUUAUUAAACAACUGGAGAUCGUCUUUCAACCCGAAAGAUCCUGUUCAGGCGAACGAGUUCACUUCCGAAGGCAAGAUUCUGUUUUGCCUGGAAGUUGCAAAAUACUACAAUCCCGAAGAAUCCGACAAUCACAUUAAUCAGGAAAUCGAUACCCUCUUAUCGGAACUGAACUACAUCAAGUCCACUCUUUUUCUGUCGGAAGUUUCUUACAUCGAUUUUCUUGACCGCGUCCACGUGUCCGAAAUAAAACUAAGGGAAAAGGGUUUGUGGGAUGUUCCUCACCCAUGGCUAAACCUUCUCGUUCCAAAAAGAAGUAUUCACGAUUUUGCCCACAAAGUUUUCGGCAACAUUCUCAAAGAUACAAGCAAUGGCCCUGUCCUAAUCUACCCUGUCAACAAAUCAAAAUGGAAACACAGGACAUCCUUAAUCACACCCGACGAAGAUGUUUUCUACCUAGUGGCAUUUCUAUCUUCGGCAAUGCCUUCUUCCACCGGAAAAGACGGGCUAGAACAUAUUCUAACACAGAACAAGAAAAUCCUGAGUUAUUGCGGUGGGCCCCACCUCGGAAUUAAACAGUACUUACCUCAUUACACCACUCGAGAAGAGUGGAAAGCUCACUUCGGCGAUCAAUGGGAAGUUUUCUGCCGGAGAAAAUCGAGUUACGACCCCUUGGCAAUCCUAGCUCCUGGACAAAGAAUAUUCCAAAGGAAAAAAGCUUUCGCACUACAGUGAUUAAAAAAGCCGAAAUAUUAUCGCUUAAUAUAUAUAUAUAUAAGAGCUCUAAGAAGAUAGGCAAACGCCACUUUUAAGUGUAAAUACUUCUAGAAUGUUUUGUACUU
Messenger RNA from Erythranthe guttata (spotted monkey flower), 2172 nucleotides. RefSeq names its product cytokinin oxidase/dehydrogenase 1 (gene CKX1). NCBI's taxonomy places the organism in Eukaryota, Viridiplantae, Streptophyta, Magnoliopsida, Lamiales, Phrymaceae. Gene Ontology annotation, molecular function: cytokinin dehydrogenase activity; FAD binding. The record is from RefSeq and is a predicted model, not a curated record. Gene Ontology annotation, biological process: cytokinin metabolic process.